Capronia epimyces CBS 606.96 is the source of this 1440-nucleotide messenger RNA. Its product is annotated as ATP-dependent rRNA helicase RRP3. Bases 1 to 1440 code for a protein of 479 amino acids. Lineage: Eukaryota; Fungi; Ascomycota; Eurotiomycetes; Chaetothyriales; Herpotrichiellaceae. The record is from RefSeq and is a predicted model, not a curated record. The transcript has a single exon. Gene Ontology annotation, molecular function: RNA helicase activity; nucleic acid binding; ATP binding.
AUGUCGCCGCUUAAAAAGAGAAAGUUGAGCCAUAAAGAAAGUGACUCCGGCAAAGAUGUAUCUUCGGAAUCGAGUUCUCCUCUUCAAAGUCCCGACGUCCACAGCGAUGGGGAAGACGACAUUGUGGAAGAGAAGCCCCAGGCCCCAACGACUUUUAAAGAGCUAGGGAUAAUUGACUCCCUGUGUGAAGCAUGCGAGUCGCUUGGAUACAAGUCACCUACACCGAUCCAGGCCGAAUCCAUUCCAUUGGCAUUGCAAGGGCGAGAUCUCAUAGGGCUGGCAGAGACGGGCAGCGGAAAGACGGCAGCAUUCGUACUGCCCAUACUACAAGCCCUCAUGGAGAAGCCACAACAACUGCAUUCUCUGAUCUUAGCGCCGACAAGAGAACUGGCGUACCAAAUUUCACAGUCGGUGGAGGCGCUGGGUUCAGUGAUCGCUGUCCGCUGCGCCGUCUUAGUCGGGGGGAUGGACAUGAUCCCUCAGGCGAUCGCUCUCGGCAAAAAGCCUCACGUUAUCGUUGCAACACCAGGUCGGUUACUGGACCAUCUCGAAAACACAAAGGGAUUCUCACUACGACUGCUCAAGUACCUUGUUAUGGACGAAGCUGAUCGGCUGCUGGACCUUGAUUUCGGACCGAUUUUGGACAAAAUUCUGAAGAUCUUGCCUAGAGAAGGCAGGAAGACAUAUUUGUUUUCGGCCACCAUGUCGAGCAAAGUCGAGUCCUUACAACGAGCAUCUCUUUCCAACCCUCUCCGAGUUGCGGUGUCCCAGGACAAAUAUCAGACUGUUUCAACCCUGAUACAGUCCUACCUCUUUGUCCCUCACAAGCAUAAAGAUCUCUACCUGAUUCACGUGUUGAAUGAGCACGCAGGCCACACGGGGAUCAUAUUUACCCGGACGGUCAACGAGGCCCAGCGUAUCUCUAUUCUUCUGCGGACUCUUGGCUUCUCUGCGGUACCCAUCCAUGGCCAGCUCUCCCAGCAUGCUCGAUUGGCUGCACUCAACAAGUUUCGUGCGAAAUCUCGCAAUUUAUUAGUAGCUUCGGAUGUGGCUGCCCGUGGUCUCGAUAUUCCCUCGGUCGAUCUUGUGAUUAAUUUCGAUCUUCCCCAGGACAGCAAGACUUAUAUCCAUCGAGUUGGGCGUACGGCAAGAGCGGGGAAAAGUGGCAAGGCCAUCUCCUUCGUCACUCAAUAUGAUGUGGAGCUUUGGUUGAGGAUUGAGGGCGCUCUUGGGAAAAAGUUGGACGAAUACCAGGCCGUGAAAGAAGAAGUCAUGGUUUUAGCGGAGAGGGUCGGAGAUGCGCAGAGAGCAGCUGCUAUGGAGAUGAAAGAGCUGCAUGAGAACAGAGGCAUGAAAGGAGCGACUCUGCGACACACCCGAACGGGCAAAGGUGGUGGGACCAAACGAGGUCGUGAUAACAUGGAUAAAGAUGAGGGCUAG